AGGCGGUGCGUUGCCCUAACUGAACACGGAACAGCGAACUCGGGCGCUUCUGCUCUAAACAAAACAAUGGCUAAUGAUUAAAGAUACACAUUAUUUAAAUUUCUUGACAUAACUGGUGCAUAUAUUCGUUGUGAACGUAAUAUUUCCGUUGUGCAGUACAUACUGAAAACUUCAGCACCAAAUCAUUGUCAACGCCCUUGAAGAGAAAAGUUGACAACGAAACUUCAAAUUCACUCAGUUUUGAUUUUUAAUUCGAGAUGUCAGUCUGCUAUUUAAUUCGCAAAGCAUCCCUUCGGAUCAGGCUAUUCCAAUACUCUCCUUUCACUCGUCUGUACUGUCAUGCUGCCAAUGAGUCUGAAUGGGAUCCUCAACCGUGGCUUAGUUUGGACAUGAAACAUAAAAUUGAAAGUAAAUGGAAACAACAUGUUGAUAGUUUCGGCCUAACAGAUAAUGAUUCCUGCCCUACCACGUACAUUCUGUCGAUGUUCCCAUACCCCUCUGGAAAUCUUCACAUGGGCCAUGUUCGAGUUUAUACCAUUAGCGACACUUUAGCCAGAUUUUAUCGAAUGCUCGGGCACAAUGUGUUACACCCGAUGGGUUGGGAUGCCUUUGGUCUCCCUGCAGAAAAUGCUGCUUUGCAAAGUGGUAAGGAUCCUGCUAUUUGGACAGAGAAUAACAUCAACACUAUGAAGUCACAGCUCAAGCAGCUAGGGUGUAGUUUUGAUUGGGAUCGCGAAUUUGCAACUUGUCAUCCUGAGUACUACAAGUGGACACAGUACAUAUUUCUUCAAAUGUACAAGGCUGGCCUCAUUUACCGUAAACCUUCAUUAGUGAACUGGGAUCCUGUUGACAAAACUGUUUUAGCUGAUGAGCAAGUUGAUGAAAGUGGCAACUCGUGGCGAUCAGGGGCCAAAGUUGAAAAGAUACUUCUGACGCAGUGGUUUGUGAGGGCUACUAAAUUUUCAUCAAAUCUUCUCCAAGAGCUAUCGAAUUUUCAGACAGAGGACUGGUCAGAAAUAGUGAAUCUUCAAAAAUCCUGGAUAGGGGAUGUCAAUGGUGUCAGUUUUGAUUGGAUUGUGGAAGGCAAACUGAAUUCCGUAGUCACACUUCCAGUCUGGACUAAUAAACCAGAAGAUGUUCAUGACGUUGGGUUCAUUGCUAUUCAGCCUGGAAGUAUGUUGGAUGUCAUGCAAGGUACAAAAACUCCACAAGAAUACCAAUUUACAACUGCAGAUGGAAAUGAAGAAACAUUUAAAGCUGCUCGCCUUGAUUUUGAUGCAUGUAAUCCAUUCUCUCAAGAAAAAGUACCAAUCUAUGUUGUUGAUGGCAUCUUGCCCUUCCCUGAUGGUUCCAGCUCAUACAUGGGCGUUCCAUCUAAAAAUCACAUUGAUUCCAUUUUUGCAAAGUGUCUCAGACUUCCAGUGCGUGUUGGCAGCUCAAAGAUUGAGGAUUCCUCAGUCGAAAGUAUUUGUAAAAAAGCUCAAAAAAUGGGCUUUGGUGGGUUUCAGACUAGCUCAAAACUUAAAGAUUGGUUAAUAUCACGGCAACGAUAUUGGGGGACACCCAUCCCCAUAGUUCAUUGCAGUGAAUGUGGGACUGUUCCUGUCCCUGAAGAACUACUCCCUGUGAAGCUGCCUCCUUUUCCUUCUAAACGAGAAAACUGCGACCAUGUCGCCUCUCCCCUUUCACAAGCAGAAGAAUGGGUGAAUACCACCUGCCCAAGGUGUGGUGGGUUAGCCACUAGGGAAACAGAUACUAUGGAUACGUUUGUAGAUUCUUCUUGGUAUUACUUACGUUUCAUAGAUCCUUUUAAUGAAAAUCAAAUUGUUAGCUCAGAGAAAGCAAAAAAGUUCAUGCCAGUCAGUGUCUACAUAGGAGGAAAAGAACAUGGUAACUACUCUUCACUAUACUAUGCCAGAAUAGUGUCUCAUUUCCUUUAUCAACUAGGAAUAGCUCCUUGCCCUGAACCAUUUCAGCGUCUGCUUGUGCAAGGAAUGGUAAUGGGACAAACAUUUCUUGAAGAAAGCACAGGUCGUUUUUUAAAACGCAGUGAAGUUGAUUUUCAAGGGAAGUCUCCUUUUUGUAAAGCAACAGGUAAACCAGUGGUAGUGAAGUGGGACAAGAUGUCCAAGUCAAAGCACAAUGGUGUAGACCCUGCAGAUGCUGUCGGUUCCUUUGGGGUUGACUCUACCCGUCUCCUUAUGCUGGCUGAUGCAGCUCCUUUUUCACAAAGAAAUUGGGAUCCUGAAGGUUCUAAAGGAGUUUUUAACUGGCAAAACAAUUUGUAUGUCCUUGUUUCCCACUUCAUUUCAAUUCGUCAACAAGCAAAACUGGGAAAGUUAAAGGCAGACACAUCUUCACCUGCCUUCAUUGAUGGAGAAAAGCAAUUAUAUGUUCUUAGAAAUGAAAGUUUAUCAAUAAUCACUCAUAAUUACAAAAACACUCACCAAUUUUUUAUCUCUAUCAAAAGCAUGCAAACCCUGACCAAAAAGUUAAAGCUUCUGCCGCAAGAAAUUGUAGCAUUCAGCCCAAAAUUUGAGGAAGCCAUGGCAAUGUUAAUCACUACUUUGGCUCCAAUGGCACCUCACUUCGCAUCAGAGCUGUGGCGAGGCCUUGCCUUGGCCCCAAGGCUUGUAGAAUCCUCAUCUGGAAUUAAUUGGGGAAAACCUGUACUACAUCAACCUUGGCCACAGCUAGACCCAGAGUAUCAUCUUCCAGUAACCAUUUAUAUCAAAUCAAUAGCAGUAUGCUGUACAACUAUCCCAUACAAACAGCUAAAGGAUAUCAGCAAGGAUACCUUACUUCAAGUAGCUUUGCAGCAAGAAAGAAUUCAGGAGUUACUCAGAGAUAAAACAUUUGAGGCCGGCAGCAUUAACAUUUUUGAUAUAUGGGGAGCCAAUGUAAAUUUGAGAGUUCCUGCAUUAAGAAGAGAGGAACUGAAUGUAUUAACUAAUCGGCUAAAAAAGGCUCCUGUCAAACAAAACACUAAAAAAUCCCAGAUUUCUUCUUAAAUGUGGUGUUAGUACAUAAAACCAUCAUGGAGGAGGGAUAAAAAUGAUUUAGGAAAGAAAAA
Messenger RNA from Thrips palmi, 3073 nucleotides. RefSeq names its product probable leucine--tRNA ligase, mitochondrial (gene LeuRS-m). Gene Ontology annotation, cellular component: mitochondrion. The transcript has 13 exons. NCBI's taxonomy places the organism in Eukaryota, Metazoa, Arthropoda, Insecta, Thysanoptera, Thripidae. Gene Ontology annotation, molecular function: ATP binding; leucine-tRNA ligase activity. The record is from RefSeq and is a predicted model, not a curated record. Gene Ontology annotation, biological process: mitochondrial translation; leucyl-tRNA aminoacylation. Bases 258 to 3011 code for a protein of 917 amino acids.